CUCUGUGUCUCUGCUGUGCUGGGAUCACAGUCUAUGUGCUAGAGGAGAAUGGGGACUGAGUGAUGCUGCCUGACACACUGGACUUCAGGGGAUGGAGGCAGGCAGCAUCACAGAAGAGACAGCACAGGCCUUUGUGCGUCCACUUUGUACCAGGCUCGAGGUUCUAGGGAAGGAGUGUAGGCGGUGGUUGGGUAGAUUCUCGGAUGAAGUUAUAAUCAAGGGCAUGACCAACACAGGCUUGCGGAUCAUCUCAGCUUGGUGUGCUGAGGGACAAGCAGUGUGGAGGUUUGUUUCACCUCUGCACAGGAGCUCCGGCUCAUGGAGGGGUUGGAAUAACCCGGGAUAUAGCGAGUGGAAUUGGUCGGUGUAGGCAUGCAGCUAAAAUGGAGAGACAGGGCACGCAGAGUGCCUGUGAACCCUCCAAGGUCAGCCUGGAGUUGGACAGAAACUGUUAGGGGUCUCAGACUGCUGCCCUGCUGGGAGCGGUGGGGGCGAGCGGAACUAGUCCUGAGAGCUGUGGUUUCUUCAACUGUAACUGCCAGGGGGUCCGCGAUUGGCUGUAGACCGAAUGUCUGCUCAUGGAUUGGCUGGCCUAGCUCGGGGGCUGCGCCCUGGGGGCAGAGUCCGCCCCCCCGGGGGGGGCCUUCAAAUAAGAAAUCCCCAACAGGCAAGGAAAAACCGAGUUGGUGUUGUUGAUCCUCCCUUCUGGUCCACUGCAGGAGGCACCGGAGACAAGGCACCAGAACUAGCUGAGCGCACAGCCCAGGCAGCACUGAGCUCACCCGGGAGGCCCCAGGGUCGUCGGGCGAGCAUUCGGUCUUUAGCCAUGGGGUCCGCAGCGUUGGAAAUUCUGGGUCUGGUGCUGUGCCUAGUAGGUUGGGUGGGAUUGAUCCUGGCGUGUGGGCUGCCCAUGUGGCAAGUGACUGCCUUCCUGGACCACAACAUCGUGACGGCGCAGACAACUUGGAAGGGGUUGUGGAUGUCGUGCGUGGUGCAGAGCACGGGGCACAUGCAGUGCAAGGUGUAUGAGUCUGUGUUGGCGCUGAGUGCCGAGGUGCAGGCAGCUCGUGCGCUCACGGUGGGCUCUGUGCUGCUGGCGCUGGUGGCGCUCUUUGUUACCUUGACCGGCGCGCAGUGCACCACCUGCGUGGCCGCGGGCCCAGUGAAGGCACGCGUGGCGCUCACCGGCGGAGCGCUUUACGCGUUGUGCGGGCUGCUGGCACUUGUGCCGCUCUGCUGGUUCGCCAACAUCGUGGUCCGCGAGUUCUACGAUCCCGCGGUGCCGGUGUCUCAGAAGUACGAGCUGGGCGCGGCGCUGUACAUCGGCUGGGCGGCCUCGGCUCUGCUCAUGUGCGGCGGGGGCCUCGUGUGCUGCGGCGCCUGGGUCUGCUCCGGCCGCCCGGAGUUCAGCUUCCCGGUCAAGUACUCGGCGCCGCGGCGGCCCACGGCCAACGGCGAAUACGACAAGAAGAACUACGUCUAAGGGCGGGAGGCACGGCGGGGUCCUUCCCGCAGCCAAGCCCGUGAUCGGAAGGACCGACGCGGGAAGCCGCACGUGGAUGGCAACCACAGCCGAGUUGCGUAGCGGAGACUCCGAGGCAAGUCAGGCUGGGUUCCGGCCAGACUUUUCCGCGCCCACAGAGGGUCCUCUGACCGUCAGAACAGACUACGGGCACUUGUGAGGACCUGUCCGGCCUCCUUUUCUAUGCGCAGUUGGCCGCGGCGUGGGUGGGGCUCUCGGAUUUCAUCGGUGAAGCAGGCACCGAAUUGCAGCUGACGGUUCCUAUUGAGACCCUGGGGAGUUCUAGAUGCUGCCUUAAUAUCCAGUAGUUCCUGCUGACCUGAGAGGGCAGCUGGAGAACCCCCGGCCCGCAGCCUGGGCUGCCAGAGGGAUGUGUCAGAAAGGGCAUUUUCCUUGUUAGUGGAGAGGAGCCACUGAACCGAAGGACUUCACCUGGACCUCGUCUCAUUCUAGCACUCCCCCAACGUGGGGGCAGCGAGGGAGGGACGCUGAGGUACCAGAGCCUUAGAGGGGCUUCCCUCCUCGCAGCUUGGGUGGGGUGGGGAGGGCAAGAAUUUGCUUAGUAAAUGGUUUGAACACUCUCAAA
This is a messenger RNA of Peromyscus californicus insignis, 2108 nucleotides long. It is a transcript of the gene Cldn5, whose product is annotated as claudin 5. Gene Ontology annotation, biological process: cell adhesion; bicellular tight junction assembly. The record is from RefSeq and is a predicted model, not a curated record. The transcript has a single exon. The coding region runs from base 569 to 1483 and encodes 304 amino acids. Gene Ontology annotation, cellular component: plasma membrane; bicellular tight junction. Gene Ontology annotation, molecular function: structural molecule activity. Lineage: Eukaryota; Metazoa; Chordata; Mammalia; Rodentia; Cricetidae.